Molecule: messenger RNA, 1190 nt
Organism: Zalophus californianus (California sea lion)
Lineage: Eukaryota; Metazoa; Chordata; Mammalia; Carnivora; Otariidae
Gene: ELSPBP1
Product: epididymal sperm binding protein 1
Exons: 7
Coding region: 132-761 (209 amino acids)
Cellular component (GO): cell surface
Molecular function (GO): heparin binding
Source: RefSeq, a predicted model, not a curated record
AGAAAGAAGAGGCCUGUUGAGAUGACCCCGUGGUCCAGUUACAUGUUAGGAUGGACAACCUUCCUCCUCUACUCCCAUGAGACAAGUGGAAAGAUUCCUAAUAUGAGGUCACCGGGCAAACACUAGAGUCCAUGAAACCCUGGAUUGGUAUAAAAAAGGAUCAGAAAGAUUCAUGUGCCUUUCCCUUCAUCUACAAGGGGUCUUCUUACUUUUCUUGCAUCAAAACCAAUAGCCUCUCCCCUUGGUGUGCAACCAGAGCCAUUUAUGACGGGCAGUGGAAGUACUGCAUGGCGGAUGAUUACCCGCGAUGCAUCUUCCCCUUCGUCUAUCGAGGAAGGUCGCAUAACAGCUGCAUCAUGGAGGGCAGCUUCCUUGGAAGGCUGUGGUGCUCUGUCACCUCCAGCUUUGAUGAGAAGCAGCAAUGGAAAUACUGUGAAACCAAUGAGUAUGGGGGAAAUUCUUUCAGCAAGCCCUGCAUAUUCCCCUCCAUCUACAGAAAUAGCACAAUUUCUGAGUGCCUUGAAGAUGAAAGCAACAAGUUCUGGUGCCCAACCACUGAAAACAUGGAUGAGGAUGGAAAGUGGAGCCUCUGUGCUGACACUAGAAUUUCCUCCUUGGUUCCUGGCUUUCCCUGCCACUUCCCAUUCAACUAUAAAAACAAAAAUUAUUUUAACUGUACCGACAAAGGCACAAAGCAGAACCUUACGUGGUGCGCAACCUCUUACAACUAUGACCGGGACCACACCUGGGUGUAUUGCUGAUGCAAAGGGGAGGAGAAAUAUCUUCAGAGGAAGAUGGAUAUACCAAGUUUAGAACCUGCUUCGUCUUUUUCAUUGAGUCUUUCAAGUUUAAUCGCUUUUAGAAACACCUUGUCCGCCAUUUUGCUUAAUCACUUGGUCCUUUGUGAAGAACAGAGGGGAAAUGUGGCAUAACCACCAAUAAAGGAGCCCACAGUUAACCCCAGGGCUGCCCUUUGUGCUUCUUGGAAUGAGAGAUAUGGUGAGGGACUGGAAUGUGUGGUGAAGGAAGUGUUGGUGAUGGGUUGGUGAGUCUCAUGGGGGGAGGUCAGAUUCUCAGCCCAGGGGCCCUUGGAAGUUAACUGCAGCCUGCUAUCUCUUUCUGGGAACCCACAGAUUUGGGUGGAGCAUUUAUAGAUACUUGUUAAAUCAUUAAUAAAUAAAUUAGUUAGU